CUAGUAACCCCUUUUGAGGGCAAAGCCACAAAGGAUUCAACUCGAGUACCUCUUUCAAAUUUGCCAUUUUUAAUCACAGAAAGGAUCAAAAUCAUCGUUUUCUCGGCAAAACAAACGAGAAAAUACGAUAAAAUCAUCUCUUUUAUCUCUCUCUCUAUUUCGUGUUCGUGUUGGAUGCAGAAACAGCUAUCUUUGAAGCAAUCUAGCACGCCGUUUUCCUGAAUAAGCGGUCCUGUCACCCUCGAAUCAAGCGUUCCUAAUCGCUGUAGAUCGAUCUGCGAUCCGACCCCGGGAAUUUCUUCUCUAAUCCUUUCGGGUUUGCAAAAAGAUUGCAUCUUUCUUGGCGUCUUCUACUUCAAAGUCUGUGCCGCUCCUGUUCCCCAAUCCAAAAUCCAAACUUGGUUUGUCCUCAUUUCGUGUGAAAAAUGCUGCUGGUUUUACCCCCCUUUUAUGUCGGUUUCUUCAAUGUGAUGAAGUUGUGUUGUUAUUGUUUAGAAGUCUCCUGAUGAUCGCACGGAUUGAGUUUUUGGGGAUGAGAAUUAUAUCGAGCAGGGUUGAACUGAAAUUGGCAUCAACAAAGCCAUGAAGUUCAAACAAGGUGAUGAGGUGGAGGUCUUAAGAAGAAACAAGGAAACCUAUGCCUCUUGGUUUCCUUCAAUAAUUUUAUCAGUGCUUGUUAAUAAAUAUUCAGUAACAUACAAACUGUUUGUAUCUCCUCAAGGAAAGCCCAUUGUAGAAACAGUGGAUGUCAAAGAUGUCAGGCCCUGCCCACCAAUUGUUCCUUACAACCAGGAUUGGCAUGUCGGCGAUGUUGCUGAGGUUCUUGAUACACAUUCUUGGAAGGUAGCAAGGAUCGUUAAGAUUGUCAAGAACAAAUACGUCGUUGCCAAAAUCUUCGGCUCUAUACAACUGAAAAGAUUUUCCAUCUAUGACGCAGCAAGGGUUUCACAGGCUUGGCAGAACAACAAUUGGUUCGAUAAGGUUGAAAGUGAGAGGCAUUAUGGUUGUGGUUUUAUGUCUUCGAGCGCCAAACAGUCAGUCAAAUUGGAGGAUGGAACACAUGAAGCAGCUUUAAUGACACAGAGACUUGACAAAAAACACCCAGAAGAUUUCAAGGAACAGCAGUCCGGCAGAAAAAUGUUUUGGGGCAUUUCCACUCAGACAGCUUUAAAAGGAGACCUCAAAAUCAUCUGCAUCUCGAGUUCUGAUCAUGAGCCUAGGGGUACCAGUAGGAAAAGGAAGGAUAGCUUGGAAGCUGAUGACUGUGAUCUGCUUAACAGAAGAACUUGGGAGCCUGAAUUCAGCAAGGCCAGAAGAAAGAUCAAAACUCAGAUACGAGACGAUAAGAUGUUACCAGAUGAGACUGAUGAAUGUUCGGUCGCUAGCUGUAGCGGUAAUGGCACACCGGAAAGUUAUCUUUGGCAAAUGAGAAGACAUUCUAGGAAUGCUUCCAGGAAAUCUAUGCAUAUCGAGUAUUCAAGUCCUCAUGAAGAUAGGAGAAAGCAUCAAAGCAUUUCCGAAGACAAGUUAGCUUCCAACAUCCAUAAAUUAGAGCUGAAUGCGUAUAGAUCAACUCUGCAAGCUCUGUAUGCAUCCGGGCCUUUGAGUUGGGAGCAGGAGUCACUGCUAACAAAUCUUCGGCUCUCGCUCAAUAUAUCGAAUGAAGAACAUUCAGUCCAACUGAAGCAGCUAUUGUCUGUGUAAGUUGCUCGAAUGCCAACUAGUUGCCUUGUCGAUAUCUAAUGUUAGAGAUAUUCCAACUUUUAGAAAAUCUCAUGAAGUCCAUCCAUCUUGUGUGGCAUUUCUUGCUCGGAAAGAGUUGUAGUUCAGUUUGAUUCAGCAAUGCUCUGAAAUUUCUGGAUAGUUUUGUUCAUGUUCUGUUGUAUAAGUAAACUUUUGGAUCGUUUUCAAUCAAUAAUGUUCUUCCUAUC
Zingiber officinale is the source of this 1931-nucleotide messenger RNA. RefSeq lists its product as uncharacterized. The record is from RefSeq and is a predicted model, not a curated record. The transcript has 3 exons. Bases 583 to 1704 code for a protein of 373 amino acids. NCBI's taxonomy places the organism in Eukaryota, Viridiplantae, Streptophyta, Magnoliopsida, Zingiberales, Zingiberaceae.